This is a messenger RNA of Engraulis encrasicolus (European anchovy), 1048 nucleotides long. RefSeq names its product synaptosome associated protein 25b (gene snap25b). The record is from RefSeq and is a predicted model, not a curated record. Gene Ontology annotation, biological process: synaptic vesicle fusion to presynaptic active zone membrane; exocytosis; synaptic vesicle priming. NCBI's taxonomy places the organism in Eukaryota, Metazoa, Chordata, Actinopteri, Clupeiformes, Engraulidae. Gene Ontology annotation, cellular component: plasma membrane; synaptobrevin 2-SNAP-25-syntaxin-1a-complexin I complex. Gene Ontology annotation, molecular function: SNAP receptor activity; voltage-gated potassium channel activity; syntaxin-1 binding. Bases 126 to 734 code for a protein of 202 amino acids. The transcript is spliced from 8 exons.
CUUCAGGAGCAACUUCAACUCGGAGCCGAGGAAAAAGCUUUGAAUAAAAGGAAUUCCAUCCGACGGUGGUCCACCAAAACAGGUUGUGUGUUCGUCGUGAGGUCAAAGCCUGACAGUGUGUAACCAUGGCAGACGAAGCGGACAUGCGCAAUGAGCUCAGCAACAUCCAGGAGCGCGCAGACCAGCUUGCAGAUGAGUCGCUGGAGAGCACCCGGCGUAUGCUGCAGCUGGUGGAGGAGAGCAAAGAUGCCGGCAUCAGAACCCUGGUCAUGUUGGACGAGCAAGGAGAGCAACUGGAGCGCAUCGAGGAAGGAAUGGAUCAGAUCAAUAAGGACAUGAAAGAGGCCGAAAAGAAUUUGACGGAUCUUGGCAAUCUCUGUGGCGUAUGCCCAUGCUGUAACAAGCUGAAGGACCGCGGCCAGUCCUGGGCCAACAACCAGGAUGGGGUGGUGUCCAGCCAGCCGGCCCGCGUGAUGGACGAGCGCGAACAGAUGGCCAUCAGCGGAGGAUACAUUCGCAGGGUGACAAAUGACGCCCGUGAGAACGAGAUGGACGAGAACCUGGAGCAGGUGGGUGGCAUCAUUGGCAACCUGCGCCACAUGGCUCUGGACAUGGGCAACGAGAUCGACACCCAGAACCGGCAGAUCGACAGGAUCAUGGACCAGGCUGAUUCCAACAAGACCAGGAUCGACGAUGCCAACCAGCGUGCCACAAAGAUGCUGGGCAGUGGCUAACUCUCCUCUCUCCUACGCAAAAGUGCUUUCACUGCCCGUGCCCCACCCCUUCCCCAUGCUCCCCAAUGCCCUCUAUGCGCCCCCCUUGCCCCCUGUCUCCCAGCCAAUCCCCCACCUACGCUGGUCCCGCCAGGGUACACAUGUGCUUUUACCGUGGUUUAUUCAUCCCAAACAGUAGGUUUGCACACAGGCACAUAUCAGUACCUACUGCCCUUUCUUCCCCUCCGUAGAGAAACCAAUCAUCAUCCUGUAUCGUCUGUCUUCUUGGCCUCUUUACUGUAAACGGUAGUGCUGUAAACGAUUACUGUAUAUGA